AUGGCCUGGCCUAGCCUGCGGCACCCUCUCCCAGCUGCUGCUGGCGUCUACUGGGCCCUGGCACAGCUUCGCUUUCUACCUUCCCUCUCGCGGGAUCGAUCGCUUCGAAUCAGGGCCAGGAUCGGUGCAUUGCCUGAGUCAUCCAACUCAGGGAAUGCAGCUGCUUGGGCACAGGAUCUUUAUGAAACUAUCCUGAGGCCAAUGGGGUCAGGAUCCCUGCCGGCUGUGUCUGCAGGCGAUGGCCACACAUGCAUACUUCAAUCGGAUGGUCGGAUCACAUGCGUGGGGCGCCAAGCACAGUGCAAUGUGCCAUCGAAUCUGGGAAAAAUAUUGGACGUCUCCGCCGCCAGCUCCCACACGUGCGUGGUGUCGGAGGGGGGCCGUGUAGUAUGCUUCGGACAAAAUAGGGAGGGCCAGUGUGACGUUCCUGAAGAUUUAGGACCGGUGCUGAGUGUGUCCGCCGGUCGUGACUUUACUUGUGCAUUGCGAGCAGAUAUGCAGUUAGUUUGUUUUGGGAGCGGUGCCCCUGUGACGUCUGUGCCAGACGAUCUGGGACGGGUUCAAGCAGUCUCCGCUGGGAGCGGCCACGCCUGCGUGGUGAAGGCAGAUGGUGAGUUGGUAUGUUUUGGCCAGAGCACAGAGGGCCAAUGCUUUGUCCCAGCAGAUUUGGGGCCAGUGUUGGCCGUCUCCACUGGUGGUUUUCACACAUGUGCUAUCAAGGCCGAUGGUCGGCUGGUGUGUUUCGGAGGUGAUGAUGAGGGGCAGUGCCGUGUACCGACUGACCUGGGAUCAGUUGUGGCAGUCUCAGCCGGGACGUUUCAUACGUGCGCAAUCAAGACAACCGGUCAACUGGUCUGUUUCGGGCGGAACAGAGAAGGGCAGUGCGACGUGCCAUCAGAUCUGGGUCCCGUUCUCUCCGCGUCCGCCGGCUUUUUCCACACUUGCGCAGUCCGGACGGAUGGUCAGGCGGUAUGCUUUGGAGACAACUCUGUAGGCAUGUGUAACAUGCCCAAAAUGAGCUGA
This is a messenger RNA of Symbiodinium sp. CCMP2592, 1023 nucleotides long. The record is from the annotation of a GenBank genome assembly. Lineage: Eukaryota; Dinophyceae; Suessiales; Symbiodiniaceae.